This is a messenger RNA of Maylandia zebra (zebra mbuna), 2666 nucleotides long. Its product is annotated as N-acetylmuramoyl-L-alanine amidase. The record is from RefSeq and is a predicted model, not a curated record. Lineage: Eukaryota; Metazoa; Chordata; Actinopteri; Cichliformes; Cichlidae. Gene Ontology annotation, biological process: peptidoglycan catabolic process. Gene Ontology annotation, molecular function: N-acetylmuramoyl-L-alanine amidase activity; zinc ion binding.
UGCACGUACACCUACUUAAAUACACCUAGACAAGUGAGGGAGCCCCACACAUUUUGGAUUAUUGCAGAGAUUCUUUCAAUUUCACUGUUUAGGUUAAUUUGUUUUGCAAGAAUAAAAAUAAAACAAUAAAACGAUUUAAGAAGCACUAACCGGGAGAUGCAGAAUGGCUUUCUGUGGACUCACAUUUUUUCUUCUGACUUUAUUUUACCUUGUUACUGUCUACAGCAGGCCGACAGGCGUCCACCUGCGUAACAUGGAAGGCUUUAUUCAAGCCGUGCAGCAGGUUGAACACUCCAACCCUGGUCUGCCCCCGCUGGCUCUGGUCAGGGCCUUGCGGAGGACUGCAGGCCAUGAUGACGUGAUGACCAUCCAUUUCUUGGGCGCUUCCAAUAAUCUCAGCGAUGCUGACCUCCUGGAGACGGCCAUUCUCAACACCUCAUCCUUCAGCUUUUUUGAUAAGGCCAUCCACCACAUUGUGACGGACCAUGGAGAAGAACGAGGGGUGGUUCUCACAAGAGAUGGAACUACGGUGGCGCUUGUACCCUUAUUACUAGGAAUUGAAUCAGGACUGAACGCCAAGAUGGAAGAGGUGGCAGCAGCUGGGAUCUUCCCUCUCACCUUCGGCAGGACACUGGGCUUAUCAUUUCUCAGCCUCCAGGACUUCCCACCAUCUCACCGUUUGGGGCCUGACGGGUGCUGGGACAACGUGGAGCACCCCAGGGUGUUCAAACUGUCUCAGCCUGCCACUCUAGCCACCGAUGCCAUGAUCAAUGGGGGCAUGGAUGGCCUUAUACUGGGCACAGACCUCAGCAAUUUAACUGCAUCUGAACAGCCACAGGCCCUCAGUGAGAUUCUGAGAGGAUACUACAAUUUUACUCUGAGUGAGGGGCAGGGCAUGGAUGCUGUGAGCAGUCAGAUUAGCCCAAGGAGGAGGGAGCUCUCUAGAUCCAUCCUAGAGUCUGUUGAUCUUCACAGCCAGGUGAUGGAGACACUAGCGUUGGUCUGGAAACUGGAGAAGACAGAAUGGAUUUCUAUGGACACUGGGGUGGGAAAGGCGGUGAAAGAUGGAUUGGAGACGUUUGUCAAGAAGUACUGGGACUGCCCUCAAAUCAUCCCUCGCUGUCAGUGGGGGGCAAAGCCCCACCGAGGUACACCUAUCCCGCUCUCUCUUCCCCUCCAGUAUCUGUACAUUCAUCAUACUUAUGAGCCAUCAUCACCCUGCUUAUCCUUCCCAAGCUGUUCUCGUGACAUGAGGUCCAUGCAGCGUUUCCACCAGGAGGACCGUGGGUGGGCUGACAUCGGAUACAGCUUUGUGGUUGGGUCUGACGGCUACGUUUAUGAGGGUAGGGGUUGGCAUCAUCUCGGCACUCACACCAGGGGACACAAUGCCAUUGGGUAUGGCGUGUCAAUCAUCGGUAACUACACUGCCACCCUGCCAUCUCGCUAUGCCAUGGACCUGCUACGUCAUCGACUUGUCCAAUGUGCUUUACACGGAGGAGGACUGGUUUCCAAUUUCAUCAUCCAUGGCCACAGACAGGUGGUGAACUACACCGCCUGCCCUGGAGACGCCUUCUUUUCAGAAAUAAGAACCUGGGAGCAUUUCAGCGAAUAAGAGGACAGGCAGCAUUCUGUCAUCAAAGGUUCAUCACUACUUUUGGAAAUGUCUUAUACUCUGGAUCAUUCUAUCUUAUUAAUGUAGAGGUCACAUUUAAAAUUUGCAUAGUUCAGUGCAGAAAGAAAUGAAUUCUGCUUAGAUCCAGCAUACAAAGUGGUACCAUGAUGUACUAUACCUAUUAAUCAGCUGGUCAGUAUGUUUAUCCACCCAAUUAUCAAUCAAAUGAAUGUUAUUUAUCAGUCCUCUGGGUGAUAUAUGGGUGGAUAAACAGUCUUAAUUAUCAGUACUCAUGGUGUGGCCAGUAAGUGUCCUACUGUUCCUACUCGCAGGCUCAGAUGGGAGGUUUCAACAGGCAAAUAACAUUCAAAACUGAUGGCUUGCAUUUGUUUUCAGGCCGAGCUUCACAUUACGAUCCAUUCCAAAUAAUGCUAAAUACAAAUGUUGCUUUGUACGCAAUGCUUCGUAUUAACUACUCAAGUACUGCUUGCCGAUACCUUAAAACUCGAGAAAAAUAUAUGCUAUUCAUUUGUAAAUGUAGUUACAAAUAAAAAUUAGUGCACUCAAAAGCAACAGUUCAAGAGAAUAAGAUUUCUCUUUCUUUCAGGAAAAACCAAUAAGGAACAAACACUCGUUACUGAGGAUGAUGAUAAAAUACACCUUUGCUACAUAUUAGUGCUAUGAGUACAUGUCUGAUCAUGUUAUUGUUAAUUGUCUGAAAGUAAAAAAAAAAUGUCUUCACAAAACAAAAUUUUCCAUUCUGUUUGAAUUUUGCAGGAAGCGGACACACUAAAGAGAGACGAACAAAGAGACGGUCGAAUAGUGUUUAAUGUGACUGCGUAUUAAAAAUGUCAGUUUUGUUCUAUUGUAACGCAGAUACUGAAGCAGUCGCGCCAGAAUGUAAUACAAAAGAGGAUGGUUCUUGAAUACAAGGAGGGAGCAAGCCAGUCAGAAACCCAAGGCACAGAGAUGGUGGGAGGUCUGAUCAGAAACAGUUCAUUUCCAGGCCAGGAAGCAGAAAAUAAUAAUAAUAAUAAUAAUAAUAAUAAUAAUA